CGGUCGGCCCCCAUUUACAGCGGACGUUGUAGAGAACUAAUUUAAAAAAGUGAAUUCUCAAUUAAAACGUUAUUAAAAUUUAAAAUGAACCCGUUCAUGUUAAUAUCGGUGUUGAUGACCGCGUAUCUUUGCGUUGUGGAAGGCCAGUUGCCAUGUACGACGCCGUCGGGUGGUGCCGGUAAAUGCAUCUCUCUGUAUGACUGUAGCGAACUUUACACUAUCGUGAAAAACCCUAAUAGAUCUCAAACAGAUAUUGAUAACUUGAAACAAUUUAGCUGCGGAUUUGAGGGAAAAACACCAAAGGUAUGCUGUCCAGUAGCUGAAACAAAUAGAUCAUGUCUAACGCCGAACCUCCAGCAGGGAGAGUGCAUAAGCCUCCACUCUUGUGAACACCUCAUGAAUUACCUCAAUUCUCCUAUCUCUCGGGAAACUAUUAUUCUCAUCCACAAUUUAAGAUGUGAAGGCGACCAUCCCGUAAGCGUGUGCUGCAGUCGUCCGCCAAACCUGAAACCUGAACCUAAUUCAGAUUGUAAUAGUGCUACUGCGCCUCUUGACCCUGCUUCAGGAUGUUGUGGGCAGGGCAAAUUGGACGGAGAUCGGAUUAUUGGCGGCAACGUAACAGACGUAGACGAUUAUCCGUGGUUGGCCCUCAUCGAGUACUCGAGGAACAACAAGAUCAUGCUUCUUUGCGGAGGGACUCUCAUCAGCAAUCGAUAUGUACUCACAGCUGGACAUUGCGUAGCUGGGGCCGUAUUGCAAUUUGGUACUCCUCGUAGCGUUCGUCUCGGCGAAUACGACACUUCAAACAACAUUAGUGAGGAAGACUGCGCAACCGUUAGCGGAGGUGGUGUAGAUUGUACCGAAGGCGCGAUCUCCAUACCAAUUGAAAAGAUCAUCCCACAUCCAAACUACAAGUCUAAGACCAAGAAAAAUGAUAUUGCUUUGCUCAGGAUGGCUAAACCUGCGCCUUAUUCCGAUUUUGUUCGUCCCAUCUGCCUACCAACAUCCGAUAUGACUUUAUCACCGCCUUCCAAUUGGCACUUGAUUGCGUCUGGGUGGGGCGUCAAUGAGACUGUCCCAAGUAACUUAAAGUUGGAUGUGGAUUUACCUUUUGUGCCACGUUCUGUUUGCCAAUCUGCAUACAGCGGCCGAACUGACCUCUCGCAAGGUCAAAUGUGCGCUGGUGGUGUGAAAGGUAAGGAUUCCUGCAAAGGAGACUCAGGAGGCCCUCUCAUGUGGGAGAACCCUAAUAAAAAUAAUAUCUUUGAAAUCGUGGGAGUAAUCAGCUUUGGGUCAACACCUUGUGCAAUAGAAAAUGUGCCUGGUGUUUAUACGAAGGUGUACGAAUAUAAUUCCUGGAUCCGUCAGACUAUGAAACCCUAAGAUUUUAAAUUGCGAUUUUUACUAUUGAAUUUGAAUUCGUCUUGACUAGUUAUUACAGAAAUUCACCUGUUCCACUCUAACCCACUAAGCAAAUCCGUUAAUUUGCGUGUUGCAAUGGAUUGACAUUGGGUUUGAAAGAAAUAAUUUCGUCUGUUUAUACAAAUAUCUCCUGGCAGUGGCGGAUUUGCCCUAAGGCACAGUAGGUUCGGGCCUAGGGCGGCCAAUCGUGACAAAAAAUUCACUGAUGAUAACAAGAAAUAACUCAAAGUACCUAAAUAUUCUAAAGGCUCACGCACGUUAUGGCGGGCCGCACUGCACUGAACGGACGCUGGUACUGACUACAUGGUCUGACGCCUAGGGCGGUCAAGACUGUAAAUCCGCCACUGUCCCCUGGGGUCGAUAUUUGUGCGACAAAGAAAAUAUCACAGAGAAAUUUGAAAAAACUUCACGCUGGCGAAGUCCUUAAAAGGACUGGAAGAAGUUUCGGUAAUUUCAAUUAAAAAAAAAAGAUAUUAACAGCUUUGGAUCUAAGUAUGAGCAAUUAUUUAUCGUUUAUGUUUUGAAAUACAAUCGAUUAAAACGGAAAAUUAGUAUUAGAGAUUUCAAAAUCUUUCCAUUGGGUUACUAGUUCUCUAUGUACGUUCGUUCAUUACGUUAGUUCUAUAAGUACGGAGUUUAUUUACUAUAGCGAUUUUAGUGACCUUAUGUGUGAAGUAUGUAUCCACACAAGAAACCAAAUACUGUCGCAGUUCAAAAAUGAUGGAAUUGAAAAAAAUACAAUUUGAAAGUUCAAACAGUUACUUCUCUUUUUUGUUCAUAUUUUCAAAUCGUGUUUUCUCAAUACCAUCAAGUUUAAGUUACGACAGUAUAUUGUUUUAUGUGUGACAUUGAGGUCUUAUUAUUAUUUCCUUAUGGCGGUCACGAUGUCAGUUAAUAUUGAUCAAGAACACCGUUUAGGCA
Messenger RNA from Hyposmocoma kahamanoa, 2343 nucleotides. Its product is annotated as phenoloxidase-activating enzyme-like. Gene Ontology annotation, biological process: proteolysis. The transcript is spliced from 8 exons. Gene Ontology annotation, molecular function: serine-type endopeptidase activity. Lineage: Eukaryota; Metazoa; Arthropoda; Insecta; Lepidoptera; Cosmopterigidae. The record is from RefSeq and is a predicted model, not a curated record. Bases 85 to 1383 code for a protein of 432 amino acids.